AUAGCGCGAACCAUACGAACAGUCGAAGAAGAAAUUAUACCUCACGUGCGCCGGUUCGGAUCGAAGGCCACCGGGCACAAGUCUACACAAAUUCAACGCUUACGUGCUGCCGGCGUCUUCAUCCGAAACUUUUCACCGUGAGAAACUAGUGAUGGCCAAGAAGGUAUUGCAAGGUCAUAUCCGGCGUCAAUAAUCAUCUAGAGAAAAAAGAAUUACUUCAAAAUCCUGGAGAUAAUUCUUUUAGCAAUUUGAAAAGUAGAAGGAAAAGCAGAGCUAAAGAAGAAGGCUAUAUGUAACAGUAGGAACACAGAUAAUGGAUAAAAUGGACGUCAAUAUGGAAGUUUCAGAUAAAUUAAGAGACGAAAAGAAUGACCUUGAGACAGGUUUAUCGAUUCAAACACUGCCAGGAAGCCCUAAAAUUGACGCUGAAGUGAAACCGGCUAGGAAAAAGAUAAACAAGCGGAAAAAGAAGAAGAUGAAAGCAACGGUUAACAACGAAAUCCAGAGCAUGGACCAGAGUAAAACAGAACCAACAGAGAGUCCCGCUGAAGGGAAUGUUAAUUUGAAAAGAAAAAGGAGGAAAAGAAUCAGGAGAAGCGUAAAAAAAGGGAAACAAAUCCAAAGCACAGACCAAGAAGAUGGCAUGCUAGAUUUGCACUUAUCAGAUGGACAAGGGAUUGAGGGAAAGCUCGCUGAAAAAGAGUGCACAAAUCAAGAAACUGAACCUUGUGCAAGAAACGAACUUUCUUUAUCAGAGUCGGUACAUGAUAAGGAGAGUCCUUUAAAUUUGUGUAAAGAUGAAGAGACCAUCUUAUCACCAGAUAUGGUUGUGGUUUCAACUAACGAGGUUCCGGUCGAAUUAGUUGAAGAUAGCCAACAUAGUUCCAACCCUAAUCAGAUCACUGUUGAGAAUGCGAUUUCUGAGAAUGAGUUGAAUGAGGUGAACGAGGCAAUGAUUGUUGAUCGGGUGAAAUGUUCAACUGAAUCCAGGAGUUGCGAUGUUGAGAUGAGUACAGCUCUUUCUUCUCCUGAGAUGAAGGAAGCAGAAUGUUUAUCGGAGGAUUUAGGACAAGAUCCUAUAAUAGCACCCAUUGCUUCUGUUAAGAGAAAGCUUAUUGUCCUUGAUGUAAAUGGUCUACUUGCAAACAUUGUAAUGCCAGCCCCGAAAGAUAUUAGAGGAGACACGCAUAUAUUAGGACGCGCAAUUUUCAAGAGACCGUUUUGUGAUGAUUUUCUCAAGUUUUGCUUUCAGAACUUUGAUGUGGGCGUAUGGUCGUCAAGAUCCAAGAGAAUUAUUGAUAGAGUUGUCGAUUAUUUAUUGGGAGAUCUGAGAGACCAGUUGCUUUUUUGUUGGGAUAUGGAUCAUAGUACUCAAACCGGGUUCAAAACUCUCGAAAACAUACAUAAGCCCUUGGUGUGUAAGGAGCUCAGGAGAAUUUGGGAAAAUGAUGAUUCUGAUGUACGCUGGAAGAAAGGAGAUUACGACGAGUCAAACACAUUGUUGUUAGACGAUUCUCCUUACAAAGCAUUACUCAACCCAUUGCACACGGCAAUAUUUCCGAAUUCGUAUAAUUAUGUGGAUAAAGACGACAAUUCCUUGGGCCCAGGUGGCGAUCUUCGAGUUUACUUGGAAGGAUUGUUGAAUUCUGAACAUGUACAGAAAUAUGUUGAGCAACACCCGUUUGGUCAAAGUGCUAUAAACGACACUAACUUGUCUUGGGACUUCUACUCAGGGGUUCUUCAGGCUAUAUCGAACCAGCCACACGAUAAUACUCCAAACUCCGUACCUACAAGUUAGCAUUAAUUUUAUUUUUCGUUUUCAAUACAUUUUUUUCGGAAAAUUGUGAUUCGCUAAACGAGAGGGCAUGCCAUCUCAAACACGACGAUAGAAUUAAACAGCUCCAACAUUAGAAACUACAGAUACUAACGGGGUUUUUUAGUCAAAAUUCCAAUAGUUUAUUUUUCGUUUUUUUUCCUUCGAAAGUUGCUACCAUAUUCAUAUAUAAAUUGUGUGCGCGCAUUUUGUAAUAGAUCACUGAUUCAAUUGUUGUUAAAUGUUGUAUAAACCUCUUAAAUUUCAUUCGCUUUUCUUGUUAUUUAAUAAUUCCACUUGAAGUUUA
Erythranthe guttata (spotted monkey flower) is the source of this 2120-nucleotide messenger RNA. RefSeq lists its product as uncharacterized. NCBI's taxonomy places the organism in Eukaryota, Viridiplantae, Streptophyta, Magnoliopsida, Lamiales, Phrymaceae. The record is from RefSeq and is a predicted model, not a curated record.